Molecule: messenger RNA, 13945 nt
Organism: Candoia aspera
Lineage: Eukaryota; Metazoa; Chordata; Lepidosauria; Squamata; Candoiidae
Gene: VPS13D
Product: vacuolar protein sorting 13 homolog D
Exons: 69
Coding region: 89-13252 (4387 amino acids)
Biological process (GO): mitochondrion organization; protein retention in Golgi apparatus; protein targeting to vacuole
Cellular component (GO): extrinsic component of membrane
Molecular function (GO): protein binding
Source: RefSeq, a predicted model, not a curated record
UUCUGCAUUCAAGUAAGCCAUCCAUGAACCACGGAAGGAAGAAACUGGGAAUGAUGAAGUGACCCUCAUCUUCUGCUAAGAAGAAGCCAUGUUGGAAGGGCUGAUAGCAUGGGUCCUCAAUAACUACCUAGGCAAAUAUGUCAGUAACCUGAACACAGACCAGCUCUCAGUAGCUCUUCUCAAAGGUGCUGUAGAGUUGGAAAACUUACCACUAAAGAAAGAUGCCUUGAAGGGAUUGUUGCCGUUUGAAGUAAAAGCUGGAUUCAUUGGCAAGAUCACCCUGCAGAUACCGUUCUACCGCCCCCACAUCGACCCCUGGGUGAUAUCGGUGUCGAAACUGCAUCUUAUUGGCUCACCAGAAAAGCAAGAGCAGUUUGAUGAAGAAAGAGAGAAGCUGCUAGAAAAGGAGAGCAAGAAGGCCAUUUUACUUGCUCUGGAAGAAAAGUGGAAGAAAGAACGGGAGCAGAUAGGAGAAUCUUACUGGUAUUCAGUCACCGCCUCAGUUGUCGCAAGGAUUGUGGAGAACAUUGAACUAAAUAUUCAAGAUGUACACCUGAGAUUUGAGGAUGGCGUCACCAAUCGAUCCCAACCCUUUGCUUUUGGCAUCUGUAUAAAGAAUGUAUCCAUGCAAAAUGCCACAGAUGAGCCGGUGGAAGAGCUAAUGAAGAAAAAGCAGCUGGAUAUUUCUGACUUCAGCAUCUACUGGGAUAGCGAUUGUGCUCUGUGGGGAGACCUGCUCCCUGGGGAGCUGCAGGAAGCAAUGGAUAACAGCAUGGAAAGCCAGGACCAUAAUUACAUCAUGGAGCCAGUGUGUACGUCUGCGCUGCUCAAGAGAAACUGUUCCAAAGAGCCCCUGCGGUCGCGGAAUUUGCCACGUCUGGAGUUUGACAUCCAGCUGGAAACAAUACCAUUGAAACUUUCCCAGAUGCAGUACCAGCAAAUCAUGGACUUUCUGAAAGAGCUGGACAGAAAAGAGCGACAGCUCAAGUUCAGAAAAUGGAGGCCAAAAGUCACAGUAGCUGGAAACUGCCGAGAAUGGUGGCUCUUUGCUCUGAACGCCCACAUUGCUGAGAUCAGAGAGCAGAAGGCGCGCUCUUCCUGGGAAUUUAUGCGGCUUCGGGCUCAGGACGCUGUCUUGUACGCUGAUCUGUAUUACAAGAAGCUGAAGGGAUUGCCGCUUUUGGAUGAGGAGCAGGAGGAGGUGGAGCGUAUUGAAGAUGAGCAAACGCUUGAGGAGCUAAAAAUCUUGCGGGAAAUAGUUUACAACAAGUUCCAGGAGCUGGCUGAGAGCAUUAAGAAGCCCUUGUCGGAUUCUCUGGAUUCCCCGUCGGAGACCAACCUGGAAGGCAGACGUGGCAGCAGCAGGAUGCUCCGGUACCUUCAGUCCUGGUUUCCAGGAUGGGGAGGUUGGCACAGCCAGUCGCAGGAAGCCCUGGAGACCAAGACCAUCGAGGGGCUGCUUUCAGAAACCGCAGAACAGUGGAGGCCGGAGGACGUUGCGGGCGCUGAUGAUUUUUUUGAUCCAGCUACUGAUGUCUCCAGUAUAAAUACCUUCACAAAGAGGGACCAUGUCCUGGUCAAAUUAAACCUUUGGCUGCAAGGGGGCUCCAUCACUCUGUUGCACACAGAGGAGAGAAGUCGACAGGCCAGCGAGCGGGCAUUCAUGCAGCUGCAAUUUUCAGGUGUCACCAUCUUAGCAGAAACUCUCCCCCGCAGGAAUUCUUCCCUUCUGAAAGUUCGGCUCGGAAGCCUCUUUCUACGAGAUUUAGCAACCGAAGGAACCAUAUUUCCAGUCCUUGUCUUCCCUAAUCCUCUUAAAGAAGUUGGCUGUGCCUCUUCUGUUAGUCUCCAAACAUCAUCUUCUGACACAAGUAACCAGAGCGCUGAUGACCCUGUUCCAGUGUUUGAAAUGCUGUAUGAGAAAAAUCCAGUCCGCAGCAAUUUUGAGAGACGGUUAGAAGUCAGCACCCGACCUCUUAAUAUUAUUUACAACCCACAAGCCAUUAAGAAAGUAGCUGACUUCUUCUACAAGGGAAGAGUUCAUUCCUCAGGUUUCGGGUGCCAGUCUGAGCUGGAGCUGAGAGUGGCUGAAGCUGCCAGAAGACAGUACAACAAGCUCAAAAUGCAGACCAAAGCUGAAAUCCGGCAGACCAUCGACCGACUGCUUGUUGGGGAUUUUAUUGAAGAGAGCAGGCGCUGGUCAGUCUGCCUUGAUAUUUCUGCCCCUCAGGUGAUCUUCCCAGACGACUUCAAAUUUGCAGACCCUGUUUUGGUUGUGAUUGAUUUGGGCAGAAUGCUGCUUACUAACUCUCAAGAGGAGCACAGAAAGAAGAGUCCGGACAGCCCAUCUUUAGAGCUGAGUGAUUUGAGUGAUGACGAAUAUAAAACACCUCUUGCAACGCCUCCCAACAGCCCACCUCCUGAAGUCAGCCUGGCCAGAGAGGGCAAAACUCUUGACUUUCCAGGGGUAGAAAUUAGCGAAGAGCAACUGCAAGCGCACUUGAUGAGUAAAAAAAUGUAUGAGACCUAUAGUUUGUCCUUCAUGGAUCUUCAGAUCAUGGUUGGGCGAGUGAAAGACAAUUGGAAGUAUGCCCAAGACAUUGACGUUGGCCCAACCCAUGUGGUGGAGAAAUUUAAUGUGCAUUUACAGCUGGAACGUAGGUUGAUAUAUACUUCUGACCCCAAGUACCCUGGAGCUGUCUUGUCUGGGAAUUUGCCUGAUCUGAAAAUACAUAUCAAUGAAGACAAAAUCAUGGCCCUGAAGAACUGUUUUGGAAGGCUAAGCACCCCUAACUCUGAAACCUUGGGCACUUCGCAGAUAGGCAAAGAGGCAGGUUUGACAGGCUUGGAGCAGCGUGGAAGUUUGCAUAGUUCUGUAGUGAACUUAACCCAGAGCGUUAUAAUGGUGGAACAGCACACCAAAGAAGUCCUGGUAGAAUCACAGCUGCUUCUAGCAGAGUUCCAAGUGAAUUACAUGCAGCUGGCAGUUGAAAGUAAUGGCCGCUACAUCUCUGUCCUCAAGGUUUUUGGUACCAAUGCUCAUUUUGUGAAGAGGCCAUACGAUGUAGAGGUUUCCCUCACUGUUCAUGGCUUGCUCUUGGUUGACACUAUGCAAACCUACGGCUCUGAUUUCGACCUCUUGAUGGCAUCUCACAAGAAUCUCAGUUUUGAUGCCCCAACGGGAAGCCUACGAGACAGCAAAGCCCAGUCCCCUGUUAGUGGCCUCAGUGAGACCCUCCUAGUUGAUGAAGUAUGCCUCACCGAGAAAUGCACCCUGGCAUCGAAGAGAUCAUCUAGCGGUUUUCCAAAAAGGGAUGAAUCCUUAAUUAAACUGGAAUACCAAUUUGUAACUGCAGAAUGCCCUUCUAUGAAUUUGGAUAGCUCUCUCCAAGUGCUGUCUGUGCAGAUGAACAACUUGGAUAUCAUCCUUAACCCAGAGACAAUAGUCGAGCUAAUUGGAUUUCUCCAGAAGUCCUUUCCAAAGGAGAAGGACGACUGUAGCCCUCAGCCAUUAAUGACAAAUGCUGAAAAAAUCUUCAGUGAGCAAGAGAAUUUUCAAACCACCCAUUCCCAAAGUACAGAAGUAGCCGUAGAGAUCCAUUGGCUAAACAUACUUCUACUUAGGACAGUCACACUGGCCAGCAGAGAGAAAUUUGGUCGAAAAAUUGCAACAGCAAGCAUUGGAGGCACAAAAGUGAACGUCUCUAUGGGUAGCAGGCUGGAUGUGAACGGAUCUCUGGGCUGUUUGCAUCUUAUGGACCUGACCCAGGAGAACAUGAAGAACCAAUACGUGGUCAGCAUUGGGAAUACAGAGCGGUAUGAGAACCUCAUUCAUGAUGUGGGCUAUUCCAAGCCCACGUUUCUCCAGUUUGAGGAUGCAAAUAGCCUUCCAGAUGCUCUGGGCUUCAUUUUCGUUGAGCAGUCAGCAAAGGAAUGCUCCCUUCUCCUCCAGAUGGCCUCCCUGCAUUACAACCACUCAGCAAAGUUCUUGAAGGAGAUCACUUUGUCAAUGGAUGAGCUGGAGGAGAACUUCCGUAGCAUGCUGAAGAGCGCAGCAACAAAAGUGACCACUGUCUUGGCCACGAAGACUGCGGAAUAUAGUGAGAUGGUUUCUCUGUUCGAUACAGUGCCCAAAUCAAGGGACCCCUUUAAUCUGGAAAACGAUGAAGGGGAAGAAGUUGCUCCAGUACGCUCCAAAACAGAAACCAUCAAGCUUAUCUUAAAUGUGAACAUUGAAUCCCCAGUUGUGUCCAUACCCCGUAAGCCGGGCAGCCCUGAACUGCUGGUUGGUCACCUAGGACAAAUAUCAAUCCAGAACUUUGUGACAGGAGAAGACACCCUGAGGAGUGACAGCCUUCAGGUUGAAAUCAAAGAUAUUAAGAUGUAUUCUCUAAACUGCAGCCAUUUGUCAAGCAAAAAGGACUCACCUUCUGAGGUGUCUUCCACGCUACAGUCACCAUCGGGCAUCACCAGCUGUGGUAACCAGGAAGAGUCUCAGUUCACUCGCCACGAUUUUUUUGAAUCCUUACAUAAAGGCCAAGCUUUCCACAUUCUUAAUAAUGCAACAAUCCAGUUCAUGCUGGAGAAGAUCCCAGUUGAGCACAGUACAGAGCUGGCCUUCUCUCUGAGUGACGAUGUCAACAUUUCAAGCCUGAUGAGGAUUGAGGGGAAGUUUGUCAACCCUCUGCAGGUGAUGUUGGCCAAACAUGUAUAUGAGCAAGUUAUCCAGACUCUAGACAACCUCGUCUGCAGUGAAGACUUGACCAGGCCACCGCCCAGCUUCCCAUCCUCCACAUACUCCGGCUCAGCCUCUCCUUCAGUAUUGUUUCGAAACAUAACCACAGAUUUCUCCAUCAACAGAAAGGAAAAUGGUUUCUUCACUCACUCUAGCUUUUCCACAAACAAAUGUGUGCCUGUCAAAGAAGCAAUGCAGUCUUUUACUCAAAUACAAGCCACUUUCCAUAUUUCCGAGCUCCAGGUUCAGCUCAGCGGUGACCUUACACUUGGAGCACAAGGUCUGGUGAGCUUGACGUUUCAGGAUUUUGAUGUUGAGUUUGUCAAGGAUCAUCCUCACACCUUGUCCAUUCAGAUUGCCUUACGUUCUCUGCUGAUGGAAGAUCUUCUGGAAAAAAAUCCAGAUUCGUUGUACAAAAACCUCAUGGUGUCACAUGGGGCCCCCAAACCCUCAAACUUAGCACACAAGGAGUACCUUUCCCAGUCUUGUCCAUUGGUCUCCAACGUGGAAUAUCCAGACAUGCCUCGGUCUCUCCCAUCUCACGUGGAGGAAGCACCCAACGUCUUCCAGUUUUACCAACGGCCUUCUUGCAUCUCUCAGCAAAAGCGCAAAGAAGGUGUAGAGGCGGACUGCCCGCUGACCCCGCCACCUUCUCCCACCGCCAAACAGUUGCGUGUGCCUUCUGGAAGGAAUGACUUCGACGAUUCGUUAGUGCACAUUAACGUGCUGCUGGUGGACAAGAAGCACCCGGAGUUUUCCUCCCGCUAUGGCAAAAUCAGUCGCAGCGUGGAUAUUGACUUCAACUGCUUAGAUGUCUUGAUCACUCUGCAGACCUGGGUGGUGAUCCUGGAUUUCUUUGGGAUUGGAUCCACUGCUGAGAAUCACAGUGUGAAGUUGCAGACUGGGGAUGUCCAGCAAGCGGUAAAAUCAGAAACGCCUGUCUUGUCAGCCUCAGAGGUGCAGGAUUCUGUAAAUUCCAAACUGGAUCUGAAGGUCCAUUCCCUGUCCUUAGUCCUGAAUAAGGCGACCAAUGAACUCGCUAAAGCAAACGUAUCCAAGCUUGUCACACACGUGGAAAUGACUGAAGGGGACUUGGUCUUUCAGGGGAACAUCGGAAGCUUAUCCUUAAGCGAUCUCACCUCACACGGAGAGCUUUACAGAGAACGCUUCACGACCAGUGGUGAAGAGGCUCUCACCUUUCAGGUCUACAAGUAUGGCCGACCUGAUCCUUCGCUGCAGAGGGAGUGUGAUGUGCGUGUCAGCCUGCAGAUGGCCUCGGUGCACUACGUUCACACCCAGCGCUUCCAAGCAGAAGUCAUUUCCUUCGUCCAGCAUUUUACUCAACUGCAGGACGUCUUGGGCCGACAGAGGGCAGCGGUUGAGGGACAAACGGUGAGAGAUCAGGCUCAGCAAGCUGCUAGAAUCCUUCUGGACAUUGAAGCUGGCGCUCCUGUGCUCCUUAUUCCUGAAAGCUCCAGAUCUUGCCAUCUUAUCGUAGCCAAUCUUGGGAAACUGAAAGUCAAGAACCGGUUCCUUUUUUCAGGCAGUUCUGGUACAUUCUCGCUAAAAGAUAAGCAGGAUUCUGUCCAGUUUUCCUCACCUCUGGGGACCCCAAAGCACAGCGUGAAGAAAACUCUGAGUGCUGAAGAGUCCAGGGUGGCACCACGUUCCUCUGAAGGUUUGCACAUGAAACAGUUCUCUCCUGGACCAGUUCUCAGCAGUCAGAAAAGCGAGCACACAGCAGGAACUGGCACGAAACUGCCCCCGUCAUCUCCUGUGUUGUCCAUGGACAGUCCCAAGGAACAGACAUGCCUGUUAGACUGCAUUGUGGUUGAUCUGCAGGACAUGGACAUCUUUGCUGCCGAAAGAUACUCACGCGACUAUUCACAGGCUGCGAGAGACGCCUCUGUUGAUUUGACCUUCCCGUCUUUUGUCAUCAAGCAGACGGGAGGGAGCCUCUUAACUGAGCCUUUUAGGCUGAAAUUGCAAGUGGAGAGGAACUUGGAUAGGGAGAUAAGCCACGCCGUGCCGGAUAUAUCCAUUCAUGGCAUUGUGUCUUCAGUACAUUGUUCUCUGGAUCUGAAUAAAUAUAAGCUAAUUCGAGGGCUCCUGGAGAAUAAUCUGGGGGAACCAAUAGAGGAAUUCAUACGGCCCUAUGACUUGCAAGACCCGAGAAUACAUACUGUGCUGAGUGGAGAAGUCUACACCUGCCUGUCCUUCCUCAUCGACAUGGUCAACGUAAGUCUGGAACUGACCAGUCCCCAGCCAAAGCAUGGCUCACUAGCCAGGUUUGACUUCAAAAAAUCGAAGCUGCUCUUUGAGAGUUUUUCCAAUCAAACCAGAUCCAUUAACCUGGUCUCACAUUCCAUGAUGGCAUUUGACACACGAUAUGCUGGGCAGGGACCAUCUUCAGGAAUGCCCAAUGUCUUCAACUGCAUUUUCCAGUCAUCAAAGAAUAGUAAUUCUCAAGGAGCAAUACAGAUUGAACUGCAUUAUAGAUCUACUAAGGAUUCCUCCUUCUUCACAGUUGUUCUGAACAACCUUCGUGUGUUUCUGAUCUUCGACUGGUUGGUGCUUGUUCAUGACUUUCUUCAAACCCCCAGUGACACGAAAAGGCAAUCUCAUCUCACCCCUUCCCAACAACGUAGCCAUGGUAGUGAAACAGCUGUCACCCCCAAAGCUGUCAAGUGUGGAAUAGUUACAAAGCGUUCUUCUCUUCAGACCUCCACUGAAAAACAGUUGGAAGUCAAGAUCAAUGUGACAGAUACCGAAUUCGUGGUGGUUGAAGACAUGUCCUGCAUGGAUACUAAUGCAAUUAUUCUGAAGGGGACCACCGUUCUUACCUAUAAACCCAGACUGGUGGAUCACCCUUUCUCAGGCAGCUUGUCUGGCAUUGAGGUUUUCUCGUGCCGGCUGGGCAACGAGCAGGAAACAGCGCUCUCCAUCCUUGAUCCAGCACUAAUUCAGGUUGAGCUGGUGGGAAAUUCUUCAUACCCGAAUGGAUCAGGACUCUUGGAUGCUUUCAGUGGCGGAGAUUUCCCUCCUCUUCUGGAGAUCCAGUUGCAAGCACUUGACAUUAGGCUGUCCUAUAAUGAUGUCCAGCUCUUUCUGGCUAUUGCCAAGUCCAUUUCUAAGCAGACCAGUGGGGUGCUGCCAAAGCCCCCUGCCUCAGACUUGUCAGCUUCCUCUGGUUCCUCUUAUGUAACUGAGAUCCCAGGAACAACAGCAGAAAGAACGGAGACAUCCAAGCGGACUUUGGAUCCUGUCCUUGAAGUACAGCUGGCCCGGCUGCAGGAACUGGGAUUCAGCCUGGAUGACUCUCGCAAAGCUUUGCUGGAUUGUCAAGGUCAGCUAAAGAAAGCAGCAAGUUGGUUGUUCAAGAAUGCAGAACCUUUGAAACGCUCAGCAUUAGAUCCCAGCAGUCUGGAUGGGCAGAGCUCCACAGCUCUUCGACUGAUCUCCGGGGUGGAAGUCAAAGCAGAAAGCAUCUGCGUUUGUUUUAUCGAUGACUGCAUGGACUGUGAUGUUCCCUUAGCUGAGCUGACCUUUUCACGUUUGAAUUUCCUUCAGCAUUUGAGAAGCAACCCAGAAGGCUACGCUCAUUUCACGCUCUCCGGCGAUUAUUACAAUCGUGAACUUUCCGGCUGGGAACCAUUCGUUGAGCCUUGGCCAUGCUCCGUAUUUUGGCAACAGCAGCCAGCCAGCCGCCUCCAUCCUUCUCGGCUGAAGCUAGAAGCGAAAGCCAAGCAUCGUCUGGAUAUCAAUAUCACAUCCAGGUUAAUUGAGCAGUAUGCCAGCACCAAACAGUCAUGGAUGGCAGAUUACUGCAAGCAGGAAAAAGAAGUGAUGGAACUUGAAUCCGAAGAGUGGGUAGGCUCUUCGGUGGAUCCCCCCUCCUUCAGACAAGGCCUUCCUCUUGUCUACCUUAGAACUAGAAGUACAGCCAGUCUGACUAACCUAGAGCACCAGAUGUAUGCUAGAGCCGAAAUGAAGGCGCCCAAGCGCAGGCAGCCCUUUGUGCCCUUUGCUCUGCGGAAUCACACCGGUUGCACCCUGUGGUUUGCCACACUGACAACCACCCCAACUCGCGCAGCACUCUUGCACAGCGGAAGCCCUGCGGCCAUCCCGGAAGAAAACGGGACGUUUCUGGAUGGAGCCCAUAAAGUCAGCGAGUGGCGGGAAGUCCUCACUGGCGAAGAGGUCCCAUUUGCCUUCGAAGCCAAGGGGAAGCUGAGGCACAGGCAUACCCAUGACCUCAGAAUUCACCAGCUGCAAGUGAGAGUGAAUGGCUGGGAGGAAGUCAGUCCCGUGUCAGUUGACAAAGUAGGGAUAUUUUUCCGGUAUGCCGCUCCAGACAAGAGCAGCUCUUCCUCCACUGUUGGCAGCCCGAUUAGUAGAACAAACAUCAUACAUCCACAGGUUUAUUUUUCUUCAUUGCCUCCAGUUCGAGUGGUAUUUGCUGUUACCAUGGAGGGAAGUGCUCGGAAGGUGAUCACUGUACGUUCAGCUUUGAUUGUGAAGAACAAACUUGAAAUGCCUAUGGAGCUGAGGCUGGACAGCCCUUCGGCGCCCGACAAGCCUGUCGUACUCCCUUCAGUGAUGCCAGGGGAUUCCUUUGCAAUCCCCCUGCACCUCACAUCCUGGAGACUGCAGGCCCGGCCCAAGGGCACAGGCGUCUUUUUUUGCAAGUCUCCCAUCCACUGGACGAAUGUUCAGAAGACCUUGGAGGUCAGCAGCAGCAAGCGAGAGUGUCACUCCAUGGAGCUGGAAGACAGCCGAUUCUUCAGGUUUUGUGUGGCUAUAAAGAAAGAAAAUUAUCCUGAUUAUAUGCCUUCCAGCAUCUUUUCUGACAGCGCCAAGCAGAUUUAUAGGCAGCCGGGACACACCAUUUAUCUCUUGCCAACUGUAGUGCUGUGUAACUUGCUCCCCUGUGAACUUGAGUUUUAUGUUAAGGGCAUGCCGAUUAACGGGACCCUCAAACCUAGAAAAGAAGCUGUCCUACACACAGCCGAUACUUCACAGAACGUUGAGCUUGGCAUCUCCCUAGAAAACUUCACACACUGCAAGGAGCUUCUGAUACCUCCCGGAACGCAAAAUUACGUUGUGCGGAUGCGCCUGUAUGACAGCAACAGACGUCUCUUGAACCUCACGAUCCGUAUUGUGUGCCGAGCCAAGGGAUCCUUGAAGAUACUUAUUUCAGCACCGUACUGGCUGGUCAACAAAACAGGGUUGCCGUUGAUUUUCAGGCAAGAUAAUGCAAAGACAGAUGCAGCUGGCCAGUUUGAAGAACACGAGCUCGCCCGGAGCCUGAGUCCUCUUCUGUUCUGCUACGCUGACAAAGAGCAGCCAAAUCUAUGUACAAUGCGUGUUGGGAGAGGCAUCCACCCUGAGGGGGUGCCCGGCUGGUGCCAGGGGUUCUCCUUGGACGGAGGAAGCGGCGUCAGAGCCCUUAAAGUGAUCCAGCAAGGAAACCGACCGGGCCUUAUCUAUAAUAUCGGUAUCGAUGUCAAGAAGGGCCGAGGCCGCUACACUGACACGUGCAUGGUGACGUUCGCCCCUCGCUACCUGCUGGACAAUAAAUCCACGCACACGCUCGCCUUUGCCCAGAGGGCAUUUGCCAGAGGACAGGGCACUUCCCGUCCGGAUGGCUACAUCUCCACCCUCCCGGGCUCAAGCGUGGUCUUCCACUGGCCGCGCAACGAUUAUGACCAGUUGUUGUGUGUCCGGCUGAUGGAUGUCCCCAGCUGCAUUUGGUCUGGAGGCUUUGAAGUCAACAACAACAAUUCCUUCCACGUCAAUAUGAGGGACACCCUCGGCAAAUGCAAUUUCCUCCAAGUCGAGAUCACCUUGAAGAGAGCAACAUACUGUGUUUCGUUCAGCGACACCGAUAAAUUUCCACCUCCAUACCGCAUCGACAACUUUUCUAAGGUCCCAGUUGUGUUUACGCAACACAGUGUUGCAGAGCCCCGUCUCCGAACUGAAGUGAAGCCUGCUACCUCUUUAGACUACGCCUGGGAUGAGCCCACCCUCCCGCCUUACGUCACACUGACAGUCAAAGGGGCCGGCUCCUCUGAAAUCACAUGCUGCAUGAAUGACUUUCAAGAAAGCAAGCAGCUGUAUUACGAAAACUUCAUUUACAUUGCUGCCACUUAUACUUUCUCAGGGGUCCAGGAAGAAACAGGAAGGCCCGUUGCUGCAAACAAGGACGUUGACUGUGCUGAGCUUGUCCUGGAUGUUUCACCCAAGACACAGAGAGUCAUCUUAAAGAAAAAGGAGCCGGGGAAACGCUCUCAGUUGUGGAGAAUGACGGGGACUGGCAUGCUGUGCCACGAAGGCUCUGCGGUCCCCCAUCCCCUGAACAAGCCCUCCCCUCCUCGCUCCACAGAAUCCUCCAUGAUCCUGGACAUCGCGGGGCUGGCUGCAGUUACGGAUAACAGAUACGAGCCUCUGAUGCUGAGAAAACCAGACAGACGGCGUAGCACCACCCAGACGUGGAGCUUUCAGGAUGGGCAGUUACUGUGCGGCAUGCACGGACUUGCAGUGCAGGCCAAAGGAGGCAGGGCCGGGCUUCACGAUGGCGCAGAAGUUGUUCUUGGGCCUGACGCUUCGCUUGAACUGUUGAGUCCGGUCCCACCAGAGCAGCAAUUCACCCACCAAAAGAUGAGGCCUGGCUCUGGAGCCUUGGCAGUGCAGGUCAUUCCAGACGGCCCAACCAGAGUUCUGCAGAUAACUGACUUCAGCCAACGCAGAGAUGAUCGUGUCUCGUACGAAGGGGAGGAGCUGGAUCAAGACCUGUGGAAGCUGAAGAGCCCUGGCCCGGAGCAAGAGCUGGAAGUCCAGCUGAAAUUAGAAGGUGGGAUAGGCUUAUCUUUGGUCAACAGAGCGCCUGAAGAAUUGAUAUUUGCAAGUUUCACGGGCAUUAAUGUCCAUUUCACCCAGCUGUCAGCCAGUCAAGUGCUUGAACUUAGCAUACAAGACGUGCAGGUAGACAACCAGCUCCUCCGCACCACUCAGCCAUUCGUGCUCUUCCUGACCCCCAAGAUGGGUGAAAACGAAAUUGCUGAAACCGGCCCGGCAAUGCAGUUGAAUGCUAUGAAAUUUCCCAGCAAAAGUCCUUUAAGUGACAUAUACAAGCACCUGAUGAUCACAGCAAGCAGAUUCACGGUCCAAAUUGAGGAGAAGCUGCUCCUUAAACUUCUCAGCUUCUUUGGCUACAACCAGUCAGAAGCAGAGGUUGAAAAUUAUGAUGAAAACCUCCACGAAAAGCCUGUCAAUCAAGACGUUGCCAGAAAGAGAUACUAUUUUGAAAACCUCAAAAUUAGCGUGCCACAAAUAAAGCUGAGUGUCUUUACUUCUAGCAAGCUUCCCUUGGAUCUUAAGGCAUUGAAGAGCACCCUGGGGUUUCCUCUUGUACGUUUUGAAGAUGCAGUGAUAGACUUGGAUCCCUACACCAGAGUUCACCCAUACGAGACAAAGGACUUCAUCGUCAACGAUGUUCUGAAACAUUUUCAGGAAGAGCUGCUCGGCCAAGCGGCAAGGAUCCUGAGCUCUGUGGACUUCCUCGGCAACCCCAUGGGACUCCUAAAUGACGUUUCCGAAGGAGUCACUGGGCUGAUAAAAUACGGCAACGUCGGCGGCCUCAUCCGAAAUGUGGCCCAUGGUGUGUCGAACUCUGCUGCAAAGUUUACUGGAACUCUGUCAGACGGUCUGGGAAAGACAAUGGACAACCGGCAUCAGACGGAACGGGAGUACAUCCGAUACCACGCGGCAACCAGCGGUGAACAUCUUGUGGCUGGCAUCCAAGGCCUGGCUCAUGGUAUUAUUGGUGGAUUAACAAGUGUAAUAACGUCUACGGUAGAAGGUGUGAAAACCGAAGGUGGAGUUAGCGGCUUCAUAUCAGGUCUUGGAAAAGGACUGGUGGGGACUUUAACAAAGCCGGUGGCCGGCGCCCUGGAUUUUGCCUCGGAAACAGCCCAAGCUGUGCGAGAGACAGCCACGCUGACUGGCCCCAGGGCCCAGGCCGAGCGAGUCCGGAAGCCACGGUGCUGCCGGGGGCCCCAAGGACUGCUGCCCCGCUACGCUGAGAGCCAGGCAGAAGGGCAGGAGCUGCUCUUCAAGCUGACAGACAACAUUCAGGAUGAGUUCUUCAUUGCAGUCGAGAACGUAGACCGCUACUGUGUGAUCAUCUCUUCAAAAGCGGUUUAUUUCCUGAAGAGCGGGGAGGCCAUGGACCGCGAGGCCAUCUUCCUUGAGGUCAAGUAUGAUGACCUCUACCACUGCCUUAUCUCCAGAGACCACGGAGAGGUCUACGUCCAGCUAACGAAGAAAGCUGUAAAUUCGAGCAGCGGCAUUUCGAUGCCUGGCCCGUCACAUCAGAAGCCCAUGGUUCACGUGACGGCAGAGGAGCUGGCCGUCAGACUCUGUCAAGAAAUCAACUAUGCAAAAAGUCUUUUCUACGAACAGCAGCUGAUGCUGAGGUCUAGCGAGCACCAGGAACAAUUGGAAUUGGACUCCUGACCCAGCGGAAAUCUCCGAAUGCGGGAGCCACCCCUCGGCUCGGUCAGAGAAGCAGAGAAGCACACUUCCCAGGGUGUAAGAGAGCUUUGGGCGAAGUGCAUAAGCCAAGGGGCGGGAGGCAAAAUAAUUGUGCCCAGUGCAGGACGCUUGGGGUUACCAACUCAAAGAUAACAUACAUUAACUCUAGGAAAAACCUGGUAUUUUCUUACGAUUUGUGUAUAUAUAGUAUAUACCUGUGUGUGUAUGAGGUGUAUAGGUGUGCACCACACACAGACGCGCACACUGUUUUUGGUGAGGUUGUAUAAAAGUCUAUUUCCUGUAAAGAAAUUAUAGAAAAAGGUAUAUUGCACUGAUCUGGAGCAUUUUGAAAAUGGCACUUUCUUCUCUGGAGAUGGCAAGGAAGAGGCGAGGAGAUCCUUGCCCUCUUGGGCAGCCCAGCCAGAGUUACCAUCUGGGGCGGGGAGGGAGGCCCCCGUUUCCCACUCCUGGGUGGAGGGGGAUUUGUGCACAGGCCUGCAGAGGUGCUCCCUUUGUCUGGCUUAAGCCACCUACGAGGACCAAGCAGAGUCCAUUUCCAGCAUCUGGGCAGGGAGAAACAGAUUCAAGAAGACUGAACAAGAAUGGCAGUUUAUAAAUGUAAUAUUGCAGACCUGUAGUCUGAACCUGAGGAUUAAUAAAAAAACAUGGCUGCUC